UGCAAUUCACUCGCGUUCCACGAGCUUAUCGACCUACGGACGUUGUGAGCGUAUUGCUCGAAUGCCUGCCACAGCAUCGUCGAAGAUAUUGCCAACGUACAAGAUGCGCACUGAGCAGAGGAGUGACUUUCCACUGUCGGAAGUCGGACGCCGGCAAUUUCUGCGCUAUGGAGUUGCGUUCGUACUGGUUCUUGGAUCACUAGUGCUGGGAGCUGUCUUGGUCGUACAGAAGAGCUACCUCGUAGAUACGACUGUAAGCAACCAGACUGUGCACAUCAGCCGCAUAUCAGAGAGCUCCACUGGAGCGCCGAUGGCAGCAGAUCUAGACGCCUUAAAUCUCAGCAUGGUGGAGUUGGGAGAACAGCUGUUUCAAGGAUCUACUGAGCUCCCACGGCUCAAAGGAGGACAACUUCAUGACUUAGCAUGGAUGGCUCGUCAACAGCCAGUUUCCUCAUCCAGUGAGAGCACCAGCGUUUCCUCAUCCAGUGAAAGCACCAGCGUUUCCUCGACCAGUGAAAGCACCAGCGUUUCCUCGACCAGUGAAAGCACCAGCGUUUCCUCGACCAGUGAAAGCACGAGCGUCUCCUCGACCAGUGAAAGCACGAGCGUCUCCUCGACCAGUGAAAGCACGAGCGUCUCCUCGACCAGUGAAAGCACGAGCGUCUCCUCGACCAGUGAAAGCACGAGCGUCUCCUCGACCAGUGAAAGCACGAGCGUCUCCUCGACCAGUGAAAGCACGAGCGUCUCCUCGACCAGUGAAAGCACGAGCGUCUCCUCGACCAGUGAAAGCACGAGCGUCUCCUCGACCAGUGAAAGCACGAGCGUCUCCUCGACCAGUGAAAGCACGAGCGUCUCCUCGACCAGUGAAAGCACGAGCGUCUCCUCGACCAGUGGGAGCACGAGCGUCGCCUCUACCAGUGGGAGCACGAGCGUCGCCUCUACCAGUGGGAGCACGAGCGUCGCCUCUACCAGUGGGAGCACGAGCGUCGCCUCUACCAGUGGGAGCACGAGCGUCGCCUCUACCAGUGGGAGCACGAGCGUCGCCUCUACCAGUGGGAGCACGAGCGUCGCCUCUACAAGUGGGAGCACGAGCAUCGCCUCUACAAGUGGGAGCACGAGCAUCGCCUCUACAAGUGGGAGCACGAGCAUCGCCUCAACGAGCGUCGCCUCAACGAGUGGGAGCACAAGCAUCUCCUCAACGAGUGCGAGUACGAGCGUCUUGUCAUCGACUAGAAGCACGAGCCUCGCCUCAACGAGUGGGAGCAGCAGCGUUUCCGGAACGUCUGCGAAGAGCACAGUUUCCGGGACGACUGGGAAGAGCACACCUUCCGGCUCAACGGGAAUGAGCACACCUUCCGGGACUACCGGCAAGAGCACACCUUCCGGCUCGACGGGGAAGAGCACACCUUCCGGCUCGACGGGUAUAAGCACACCUUCCGGCUCGACGGGUAUGAGCACACCUUCCGGCCUGACGGGUAUGAGCACACCUUCCGGCUCGACCGGAAUGAGCACAGUUUCCCGGACGACCGGAAUGAGCACAGUUUCCCGCACGACCGGGAUGAGCACUGCUUCCGGACAUACCGGGAUGAGCACUGCUUCCGGACAUACCGGGAUGAGCACUGCUUCCGGAAAUACCGGUAUGAGCACUGCUUCCGGAAAUACCGGUAUGAGCACUGCUUCCGGAAAGACCGGCAUGAGCACUGCUUCCGGAAAGACCGGUAUGAGCACUGCUUCCGGAAAGACCGGUAUGAGCACUGCUUCAGGAAAGACCGGUAUGAGCACUGCUUCAGGAAAUACCGGUAUGAGCACUGCUUCCGGAAAGACCGGUAUGAGCACUGCUUCAGGAAAGACCGGCAUGAGCACUGCUUCAGGAAAGACCGGUAUGAGCACUGCUUCAGGAAAGACCGGUAUGAGCACUGCUUCAGGAAAGACCGGUAUGAGCACUGCUUCAGGAAAGACCGGUAUGAGCACUGCUUCCGGAAAGACCGGUAUGAGCACCGCUUCCGGAAAGACCGGUAUGAGCACUGCUUCCGGAAAGAUCGGUAUGAGCACUGCUUCCGGAAAGACCGGUAUGAGCACUGCUUCCGGAAAGACCGGCAUGAGCACUGCUUCCGGAAAGACCGGUAUGAGCACUCCUUCCUGGACGACUGGGAUGAGCACAGCUUCCGGAACAAGUGAAAGGAGCAGCGCUUCCCCAGCUAGUCAAAGCACCGGUGCCAGUACUUUUUCUCCCGGAAGUAGCGCAAGCGCUUCCACAGGAGUGUUCACUAUCCCUUCCUCCACAGGAGGUACCGCUGGUCCCUCAGCACCGGGCAGCACCGCAAGUCGUUCAUCUCAGGGCGGUACCGCUAGUCUUUCAUCUCGAGGCGGUACCGCUAGUCUUUCAUCUCGAGGCGGUACCGCUAGUCCUUCAUCUCGAGGCGGUACCGCUAGUCCUUCAUCUCGAGGCGGUACCGCUAGUCCUUCAUCUCGAGGUGGUACCGCUAGUCCUUCAUCUCGAGGCGGUACCGCUAGUCCUUCAUCUCCAGGCGGUACCACUCCCGGCAGUUCAGCUAGCCCUUCGCCUCAUGGUGGUACUGCUGGUCCUUCAGUUUUGACACAGGAGAGUACUAGUAGCUCUCCGAGCACGCCUGCUAUUGCAAAUGGCUCGAGCAAAACCGCUAGUCCAGCUUCUGACGAAUAUGAAAAUGUAACUGCAAACCCAACAAGCGAUACCAGUUAUACGAUUUCGUCAACAGAAGAGUACGAAAACAUAUCUGAAAUUCCUACAACAAACCAUACUGGUUAUACAAUACUUCAAAGCUCAAGUACUGCAACUGGAAGUAGUGCCAUUGGCCCUACUACAAAUGCUAGUGCAGCAUGGCCUACUACUACGUGGAGUUCGGAAUGGACCAGCGCCACAGCUUCAGCUUUUUCAAGCACAACGUCCGGUCCUCCGGCUUCCGCCAGUACCAGCAUGGCAAGCGGGGUCACAGGAAUGACAUCGAUGUCUACAGGCAUCACGCCAGGGGCCUCCAAGCCGUUUCCGACUGAUUUCGAGUUGUGCAACACGUCCUUCUGCCUUGGUGAAGGGUCGAAACUAGCAGACACCUUUAAUUCGUCUGACGAUCCCUGCAAUAAUUUUUACGGCUAUGUAUGCGACAAAAUGUGGGGCAACACAAGUAAUUUACUGGAUUCUGACACGAUGCUCUCGAUGGAGAUCGAAAGCAAAAUAAAAGCUGUCCUGGAAGGUUCCCUUACAAUAGGUGGUACUUUAUCGCCUCUAGUAAACCUGUGGAGCUCGUGCAAGUCAUCGACAAGUACCCCACCACCAUCGAACAUGUCAGCCAUAUUUUCGUCCUUGGGAUUCGACUGUUCUAGAACACAAGUGACGUCAGACAUCGUCCUGGAUACAGUCGCGGAGGUAAUGGGCAAACUUGGCGUAGCACCCCUGAUCGUGUUUGAAAUGCAUCCAGAUCCCACUAACUAUGCGCUGCGCACAGUCUCCUUGGACGAGCCAAAUAUCCUGUUAAGUCGGAAGAUGAUCAAAAAAGACAAAAUUGCAGCUAAAGCAGAGUUCACGAAAAAGGUCUGCUUGUAUGUGCGGCUUACGAAAGGAAAGCCUGACUCAACUCUUUGCGGACAGAUAGCCGAUGUUGGCCUCAUGGUAGCGGAGGGAAGCACACUGCAUGUCCACCCAGCACGAAGAGCACAAGACUAUGAAUACGUUAUGUACUAUCAAAUAGCGCUUCUGAAACAGCUUAUCAGCAGUGUCGUGACCUAUCCCAUUCUCACCUCCACGUCGAAAGUGUUUCUAAAGUCGCCUUACUACAUUAACACCACGUUGAUUCACUUGUUGACGUCCAGCCCGAUUCCUCUGUAUCAUUACGUGGGCUUUCAUAUGAUGGUGUUCAUGGCACCCUUCCUUGGAGUUCGAGAACUGUUUGAUGUCACUCUGUUCACCUUGACAGGAAGACAUUGGAGCUCGCCUCCUAAAUGGAGGGUUUGCCUCCACUUGACCAACGAACUUCUGCCCGGUAUUAUGACCGCGGCUUUCCAAAAGCCAUUGCAGGAUGCUCAACAGUUCAAAAAGCUUUGGGCUGACGUGAUGGCCGAACAGGUGCGGAGCGCCUUUAUAGACAAAAUUCCCAGCGCAUCGUUCCUUGAUGAGUGGACCCAAUCCAUCGUCACUGCUAAGCUGAAAACCACUCGUAUCUAUACUUACUUCCCUAUGCACAUGGCAACUGGCAGCAAUGUUCAAGGAUACGUCAACACGUUAAACAACGCAGUGCCGUUCCGUAAUGAUGCGUUAGAUUAUUUCCUGCGAAUCACCAAGUACGUCGCAAACGCCUGGAAACGAAAGGCGGCACUCUAUCACAACGGAAGGUGGAGAGGUUCCAUAUUCGAUACAGAUUGUGAAUAUAUUGUAUUGGACCAGGCUAUCUAUAUACCGGUGGGAUUAUUCGAUAUUUCCAUACCCACUUCAAUGAAAGAAAAUAUGUUCCACAUACCAAGAAUAGCACCGCGGAUUGCAGCAUGUAUUUUUGAAGCAACAUUUGAAGGUGAGUAAUCGCCAGUCCCUGUAAGUAGCGUGCAUACAUGCGAUUUCUCUUAGUAACUCUUAUCUGUUAGUGUACUGUUUUCUGAGGAGCUAUCGAUAAACAAAACACGUUGCUCCACGACCAACACUGAUGGCUCAACAAAAAAUGAACUUGCAACAACAGGCAUGACACGUCGUGCUUAGACCACUAAUCUGUCGAACUCUGCUUGCCAUGCAGGCUGUGGCGUCGGACUUUUGACGGCAUUGAUCAUUUAUGACGAAUUCGUGUGAUCAUUUUUCAGAUCCAGUGUUAUCAUUUUCGUGUUCCAGCCUCAGAACAUCAGCAGUCAUGUUCGCUAGGCCAAAGUGAAGGAAUCCCGAAUGUUCGCGUGGCGCUUUCCGAGCGCCCGGAAUUUCCCAUCUAGCACUUUUUUCGCCCGGCCGCUUUCCGACCGGGCAGCGCGUUGCCCCACUUUAUCCGGUGUCGUCACAUCCGCACUGCAAGGGUGACGACGGCCCGCAUUGGCCCGCACAUCAGAGUUCCCGUGGGUUAGCAGACGACGAAACCCGAUGAAGAACGAUCGCGAUGUCCCCUAGCGUGAUCCAAGCGGCUAAAUCCGCUAGAUUCCUGGCACUGCGUGUUCGGGUGGGAACGGUCACGUGAUCCAGCGCGGGCAAUUUCCGAGCGAUUUCCGAGCGCUGGGCCGUGUUGCCAUGAAAUGAUCACCCGAAUUCGCCAUUAGUGCAUUACGCAGUGAAAUGUACGCGCGUCUUUUUUUUUCGCAGCUGGUUAUUACUAUCACCGUGAAUUUUCGUGGACAAAGUCCAGUUACGACGGCUACCAGCAAAAGGUCGACUGCUUGGGCAAGCAGUACGACA
Molecule: messenger RNA, 5398 nt
Organism: Ornithodoros turicata
Lineage: Eukaryota; Metazoa; Arthropoda; Arachnida; Ixodida; Argasidae
Product: mucin-22-like
Exons: 20
Coding region: 62-4549 (1495 amino acids)
Biological process (GO): protein processing
Cellular component (GO): plasma membrane
Molecular function (GO): metalloendopeptidase activity
Source: RefSeq, a predicted model, not a curated record